AUGAGUAUUCUACACAGGGCAGGGAACUUGUGGGACAAGACAGGAGAAUUGAAUUUCUGUGUCAGAGCACAGCUUUGCCUUAGAACGCACCACCGACACCCAUUUCAACUGCCGCAUCUGAGAAGACAUCACCGCCAGCAAGUUCCUCUCUUCCACCCUACUACCUUCUAUGGACAACGACGGGUCCCAGUGGACGUGUUACCCGGGUCACACGCGUUACCCAGAAGUUUGCAGAGACCCGUUUACUCAUACCUCUUCCAGUCGUCGUUCGCCUCAGCCAAACAGCACAAACACAUGUUCGAGUUACUGCGAUGCACCGGAAUUGAGUACCGGUCGGGAACUGGAAGAAUUCACGCCCCGGAUCAUUGGUGGGAAGCAAAAAUCAAGGAAAACCCGAAAUACGCAAAGUAUCGAAAUUUUGACUGCAGUGAGAUAUACGACACGUAUGGGAAAUUGUUCGGCGACACGGGUGACUCUACCAAAUAUGCGAUUUCCCCGACGAAAUUGUCGCAGCGUGGACUUGACUUGAGCACAAACAGCGACAAGGAGUACAGAGGCGACGCAGUGCCAAUCAACGCCGAUGGGACAGAUUCCAGUGCAAGUCCAGAUGACGAUAGAACAUGUUCGGCGAUGAAUAUAUCCGGGAACCGUAGUGGGGAAAAAAGAAAGGGCAAAUGCACAAGGAAACAAAGACGGAAGAAGAAAUCGUACGGUGCACGUGAGGUUUCAGCGUCGCUUGAGCAAAUGGUCAGUGUUGGUACUGAUCUGGCCUCCAUCGCAAGAUCAUAUCAUAAGGAUGUGAUGGCAGUUGGCGAUUGCGUUAAGGAACUACUGUCUUCGGGGCAUGUCCAGACAGGUGACGAGAUCCACCUCUUUGCACUGUGGUUCCUACGCGAAAAAGACAAUUGCAAAUCGUACGCUGCGGCUGAGACACCUUACCUGCGUUUUAAGUUCGUUGAGUAUUGCUUCGAGAGGGACAAGAUGUCACGACAGCGUAACGUGUGA
Molecule: messenger RNA, 1005 nt
Organism: Fraxinus pennsylvanica
Lineage: Eukaryota; Viridiplantae; Streptophyta; Magnoliopsida; Lamiales; Oleaceae
Source: the annotation of a GenBank genome assembly